AUGUCGUCUUUCAACGAUGAAGAAGGUAAUAAUGAACGGGCUAUCAGGCCGAUUAAAACAUCCGACAAGUCGAAGAUAGUUGCAUUGCCGAGAACUCUGACGACUAGGAAGGAAAUACGUUCCAUUCUUCCUGAGGAUGAAUACAUUGACAAGCUUGACCAAAUCAUAACGAAAAAUUAUUUCCCAGAAGUAAAUAAAAUGAAGGCUCAAAUAGAAUAUGUCAACGCUGUGACAAACAAUGAUGUUGUGAAAAUUAGAGAGUUGCAACAUCGAUUCAACACCCAAAGACGUACGGAUAGGAGAACAUCUCCAUCUUAUCGGAUGGGUACACAGCCUAAGGAUGUGUUACCUUCUCCGGCUCAGUUUGAUCCUGACACGCCAGGACCUAGUCGUGGACGAGCAAACUCUCCUCCGCGAUACACAAAUAUCGAAGGAAAUAAUGACUUGUAUAUGGAGAAGAAGAAGCUUAAAAAAGAUAAAGAUGUUGAGAACUUGUCUAUCGAUGGCUUCUUCAGCAAAUACACAUCAGAAGACAAUGCUUCGUUUGAAGAAUUAGCGGUUAUGGCUCAGAAAAGAGAGCAGGAGAAGAAUAAAUGGAUUUAUGAGGCAGCUGAAAAACAUAAUAAGGAGUUAGUUGUUCAACAAGCCAUAGCUGCUGACGCUGAUGUGCAAUUAGCCUUGAAAUAUGAAAGAGAGGCCAAAAAUGAUAAACCAUUAGCGCUAGACAAUUGGGCCUUCAAAGCACGAAGCAGUGUUCUGUUUUAUCCAGAAGGGGCUGAGUUGACAGUUGAAGAGAAAGUAGAACAAGCUAAACGUAAUCAAAGGAUCAUUAAUAAAGAAGCCACGAGAUUCCCGGAUGAUGUCAAAAAUAAAGUGAAUACUUCAUCUGUAAACAGAACCUCGAUUCUACAAGCUGCUUUCAACUCCGGAAAAGUUGAUAUCACGGGUAAAGAAGCAGGAGCUCCACAAAUGGACGUUUUGGCUACACCUACUCCUGCGCCAGGAGUGGAUGACACUCCUCUGAUGACCUGGGGAGAAAUCGAUGGAACACCAUUCCGGCUAGACGCUACUGAUGUAGUCUGCCCUCCCGAGGAUGCUCCUGCUUUCAAGAUGCCAGAAGUGCCUCAACGAGAGUUAGUUGCUCAGGGAAUGACUGAUAAAAUAUCCAAGCAGUAUAGAGAGCGCAAACGAGCGGCUAUGGAAAUUGCUGAGAGGGCACACAAAACCCCUUCCUUCGGAUCUGUCAGAUCAACAAACGCUAGGAGUAUAUUCUCUCCAGCAGCUAAGCAACUUUCCAACAAGCUAGGGAUCCGUUUAGGAUCAGGUAGCAGCUUGCUCAGGAAAGAACCAAUAACACCAAAUGUUCGAACGCCUUGGUCUACUAGCUCUGCUCACUGUGCUUCACCUAGUAGUGUAUCAUCAAUGGUCAGAUUGAAGAAACCUCCGCCAAAGAUCUCGAUCACGGAUAACUUGAUGAAUAUUAAUGAUGCGGGAACUGGCGACGACGAGUCGAUGAAAGGAGCUUCACGACCCAAAGCAAGCGACUUCUUCUAA
Molecule: messenger RNA, 1554 nt
Organism: Auanema sp. JU1783
Lineage: Eukaryota; Metazoa; Nematoda; Chromadorea; Rhabditida; Rhabditidae
Source: the annotation of a GenBank genome assembly